UUUUGUUUUGCUCCACAGACGCACCCAAAUCGAACCACCUCUCUACAGCUGGAAUAAACUAAACCUAAAGCCAAAGGGCAAGAGGACAAGAGAAGACAAAGAACAAGAAAACAGUUGCUGGAAUGCCAAGCAACAUAAAUAAACUUUUCCCUCCUCCAUCAAGAUCAGAAUCAUUGCAACUAGGCGAUUUCAAAGAAUUUGUUACAAACAAAUGAGCUUUUGGUCUUUUGGAUUUAUUUCAAGAAUGCUUUGACUUUGAAACCAUGUCAUAGGACACUUUAAAGGAAGGAGGCAUACAUGCAGUCACCCUCCAUGCUUCCAGUGUUUCCAGUGAACAUAAACACCACAAGCCUCGAAGGUAGAUAGUGCUGAUUUCAGGGCAACUAUCUAAACUUACUAAUCAUUAUAAGUAGAAAUAUCUGACCUGACACGUGUUGGGCUGGUGGUUGUUCAGUGCUGUGCUGAACACUGAGAGUAAAACUUCAUAUGUUUAAACUUUAAAACUCCAACCAGAUUAUGUAAGGACUUUUAUCUUAAAUUAAACACCAUAUCUUAAUUAUUUUGGUGUCUCCAGCUGCCUUAUAUGCACAUUUACUGACUUACAAACUUAACAAUCCUCUAAAGCAUUUAUUAAAUCUUUACAACUGCCAGACAGACUCAAUUAAAAGGAGCCGCAGCUCCGUAUCUGAAAGCCAUGGAUGGUAAAACAGAAAGCAUUCAAGAUUUUUUCAACCAACUGUGGAGCUUCGCUACAUACAAACACAACCAGGGGGUCUACAACACAAUCUGCCUGGUGGUCCUCCUAACUCUUCCCCUGCUGGUCCUCCUCACUACUUUGGUGGUGUGCUGCCACUGCUGCUGCUGUCGCCAUGCCAACGGCUGCUGUUGCUGUUGCUGCAGCAGAGACACCAUGGCAAUAGCAAAGUCAGAAACGAAGAAGAAAAAGACUUCGGCCAAUACUGACGAUUUGUGGAUCUCAGUCAAGACAGGGCCGAUGACGACUGACAGGGUUGACCUGGCCAUGGAGUAGGAGGUAAUUUUUUUUUGUUGUAGAUUGCUGAUCCUGGGCCAGUUGGAGCUGAUGGAGCGUCUCAGAAGUCUAAAACUCAAAAUAUAGCUUGGACUGGAGUCUAAAGACAUUGUACAAACUAGACUAAAUCACAUUGUAAUGAGCACAUAUUUGGUUGAAUAAUGUAAACAGUGUACAGAUUCUUGUCAUUUUGUAUUCAUAUAAUAUCGUAUGAGGAUGAUGUUUACAGCAUUUUGUAAGAGCUUUUUAGUGCGUGGUACAUAAAGGAAGAAAAUGCUUUACAUAGGCAUACAAAUAUCUGCAAGUGUGUGUGUGUGUGUGGGUGAGUGUGAGUGGAGUUAGAGAGAGAGUGUGUGUGUGAGUGGAGUACAGUGUUAUUGAGAGCACUUUGUUCUUAGAGCUCCCAUGUGAAAUUCAUUGCGUCUGUAUUUGGGAGAGAGAGCCAAUUUAAGGUCUGCCCAGUGUUCAGGCGGCUGUAAUAUUGCCUACUUUUUACAUUCAGGCUGCAAUCAAGACUGGUGAUUGACUCUCACUUUGAGGAAGCCACUGACAUUCAAAAAGUUUAACUCAGGAUGCACAAAGAAAACUAAAGCUUCUUUAAUUUUGAUUAUAUAUAAUAUGACACAGUGUAGACCACGAGAGAGGCAAAUCCUGGUUUGUUUUUUGGAAGUAUUCAGGUCAAGUGAGCCUUAAAAGCCUGUAUUUAUUUGUAAGUUUUGGAUAUAAGUGAAAUAUAAAAGGUCAAAGUCUUAUACAAUUUGUAUCUAAUAAAAUCUAUUAAUGACA
Molecule: messenger RNA, 1816 nt
Organism: Morone saxatilis (striped sea-bass)
Lineage: Eukaryota; Metazoa; Chordata; Actinopteri; Moronidae
Exons: 1
Coding region: 695-1030 (111 amino acids)
Source: RefSeq, a predicted model, not a curated record